AUUUUGCUAUAAAGCUACACUUACACUUGUGCAGAAAGUGCAAUAACUAAACCUAAACCCCAGAAAAUGGACAUUCCCUGCAUCUCGGCUUUGAUUUCUUUUGUCAUUGCAACUGCAUUUUCUCUCUCCUACAUUUUCCAUCUUCUUAGGAAUAACAACCUCAAAUCUAUCACAAGUAUAUCACUAAAAAAACACCCUGAAACAUCAACUACUAAAACUACUAGUAUUAGUACAACUACAACUGCUAGUUGUACAACUAGUUCAAUACUUCCUUUAGGUACCAAUGGAUGGCCAAUCCUCGGCGAAACCAUGGAGUUUAUCUCUUGUGCAUAUUCAGAUCAUCCUGAGAGCUUCAUGGAGAAACGACGUCGUCUGUAUGGUAAGGUAUUCAAGUCUCACAUAUUUGGGAAACAAACCAUAAUAUCAACAGAUGCAGAGGUGAACAAGUUUAUAUUACUAAGUGAUGCAAAAUUGUUUGUACCAUCUUAUCCAAAAUCAUUAACAGAAUUAAUGGGAAAGUCUUCAAUUCUUUUAAUUAAUGGAAGUUUGCAAAGAAGAAUUCAUGGACUUCUUGGCUCCUUCUUCAAAUCAUCACAUCUUAAAGCUCAAGUCACUAGAGACAUGCAGAGUUAUGUUCAACAAGCUAUGGAUAGAUGGGAUGAUAACAUUAACUCCCCCAUUUUCAUCCAAGAUGAAGCCAAACAAAUUGCUUUUCAAGUGCUGGUAAAAGCAUUGAUUAGUCUGGAUCCAGGGAAGGAAAUGCAGCUCUUAAAAAAGCAAUUUCAAGAGUUUGUUUCAGGGCUAAUGUCUUUGCCAAUUAAUUUGCCUGGAACUCAACUUUAUCGAUCAUUACAGGCAAAGAAGGAAAUGGUGAAGUUAGUGAAGAAAAUAAUAAUCAGUAAAAGGAAUAAUAUGGUCCCAGAAGCAGCAGACCCAAAUGAUGUGUUAGAUGUUCUGUUAAGUGACCAAAGUGGACAAUUAACAGAUGAUCUAAUGUCUGAUAAUAUGAUUGAUAUGAUGAUACCAGGGGAAGAUUCUGUCCCACUUCUAAUUACUCUUGCUAUAAAAUACUUAUCAGAUUCUCCAUUAAUCCUCCAAAAAUUGACUGAAGAGAAUAUGAAAGUGCAUAGGCUGAAGUUAGAGCUAGGGGAGCCCAUGAUUUGGAGUGAUUACCUUUCACUGCCUUUCACACAAAUGGUAAUUACAGAAACUUUGAGGAUGGGAAAUAUAAUCACGGGAUUGAUGAGAAAAGCUAUGAAAGACGUGGAGAUAAAGGGCUAUUUGAUACCAAAGGGAUCGUGUGUGCUUACGUAUCUUAGAUCAGUUCACCUUGAUCAAAAUCUUUAUGACUCGCCUUACCAAUUCAACCCUUGUAGAUGGCAGCACAAAGAUAUAAAUAGUAGUAGCUUCACCCCUUUUGGUGGUGGACAACGACUUUGCCCUGGGUUAGAUUUGGCUAGAUUGGAAGCCUCCAUUUUUCUCCAUCAUUUUGUUACACGAUUCAGAUGGGAGGCUGAGGAUGAUUCCAUUGUCCAUUUUCCAACAGUAAGAAUGAAAAAGGGAAUGCCAGUUUGGGUCAAAAGGAGAAGAGAUGACCCUUAAUUUUGAGGGUACAUGUCCUAAACAAAUAUGGACUCUUUCAAUGCCAACUUUUUUCCUCACUCUUAUGCAAUCAACACUAUUUUUAGACGAUAAUCAUGCAAACAUACAAAUUUUUCCUGCAGUUGCACACGUGUGGCUGGCCUUCACUCGCCUGACAAAUUUGUCCUUCUAUAAAUUGACAAAUUUGUCCUUCUAUAAAUAUAUACUUUUAAUUUAUUUUAGGAAGGGUGGGUUAAUAGUUAUCCAUAGAGAUUUGGUAUUUUUGUACGAAAUAUGUCAUUUUGUAUCAUAAUUUUUGUUUUCUUAUGUUAAUAUGUGAAGGAAUAUGCAUGGUAUAUAGAAGAAAUUGUAUCUACGUCUAGGUUAAAAGUGUUAACAGUAGUACUUCGUAUUUAUUUUUAUAGACUGGAAAUUUGAAUUAUGUUGAUCUUAAUGAACAACUUGGUUAUCAUUGAAAAGUAAGCGAUGUCAUUAUGAAAGUAACACUCUCAGCAUUAUUCCAAUUCUCUAAAAAAAAAAAAAAAAAAAAAAAAAAAAAAAAAAAACAUAUAUUAUAGGGUGAGCAAACAAGGUAAUACUUACUAUAACGUUUUAUAUAUAUGAUCAAUUAAGGCAAGAAAAAAGCUACACGUACACUUUAGCUAAUGAUAAACCAUGCUUCAACAUAUCUUCAUUAUGGCCUAAACCUUUGGAAGUGAUUAAUAAGUAAAAUCAUACCUUCAUUUUCCUACCGCCUAUCAAUUUCGGGACCUUCAUUUUAUUACUGGCUAUGAUUUCCAUAUCUCUUCAAUACCUAGAGGAUUUAGUUUCCGAGGCCCUUCAUUGCCUAACAUUAUA
This is a messenger RNA of Chenopodium quinoa (quinoa), 2439 nucleotides long. RefSeq names its product 3-epi-6-deoxocathasterone 23-monooxygenase-like. Bases 67 to 1602 code for a protein of 511 amino acids. The transcript has 8 exons. The record is from RefSeq and is a predicted model, not a curated record. Gene Ontology annotation, molecular function: oxidoreductase activity, acting on paired donors, with incorporation or reduction of molecular oxygen, NAD(P)H as one donor, and incorporation of one atom of oxygen; iron ion binding; heme binding. Lineage: Eukaryota; Viridiplantae; Streptophyta; Magnoliopsida; Caryophyllales; Amaranthaceae. Gene Ontology annotation, biological process: brassinosteroid biosynthetic process; sterol metabolic process; brassinosteroid homeostasis.